GGACAAGCCCAGGCUUUAUCAGCGGGUUUCCCGCAAGCCAUUCCCCUAAAACAUUGGCAGUGUGGACUACAAAAGUUGGAAGACAGCCACAGGCUUACUUAAUCGGUCCAGACACAGAGUUCGGAAGUGGGGAGGGUGUCAGUUGGUAGAAACAUGGGGAAGAAGUGGAUGAAUUGUACCAUGAUGAUUGUUUCCUGGAGUGUUUUGCUGAUGCUGGUUCGUCUUGGGUCUUCUUGUGCACCUUCAGCGUGGGUUCUCCCAGAAAGAUGCCCUAAGAGUCAGCAGAUUUUGUUGCCCAGUGGGAAGGUUUACUGGGCCGAAAGCCGAGCAGCAACGUACGAGAAAGCCCAGGCCACAUGCCGGCUAAAGGGAGGAAUGAUCGCGGUACCGACGGAUAAGUUUGAGAACUCUGCUCUGGUCUGGCUGAAGAACUGCGUUGACAGAUUUCGGCCGUUUUGGCUUGGAUUACGACGCGAAGAAGACAACCAAACUGCGGCUCAUCGCUGGGUUCACGCUUUCGGGGCAGUCCCUAUUGGCUCGAACAUAAUGAUCACGUGGCCAGGAGGACGACCAUUCAGCGCAUGGGCAGUAGGGGAGCCUAACGUAGCGAAGGACAGACGCUGUGUCAGGAUCGUAAGCGGUUCUCAAAACGGCAGCAGGAGAGACAAGUGGGCGGACGCCAGUUGCAGCAGCAGGCACCGCUACGUCUGUGAGAAAUUCACAGAUCCGGAGUGUAGCCAAUACCAGGUGCUGAUGGAAGGCUCGCGAAGUGUGAAGGUGGAAAAUCGGCGCCCAAGUCGCCACUGUGAUAACCUAGGCUAUCACAGAUGGUACCGGUUCAUGGGGGAGGCCGGCACGGCCAUGCCGACAGAACCGCCGCCGUCCUCCCACCGCUGCGGCUCUGACGCCCCCGUCUGGGUCAACGGGACCAACCCAACCUAUGAAGACGGCGUGGUCGAGCGGCAGGUUUGCGCACGGGUCUCUGGAAACAUCUGUCGCUGGAACUGGAAGAUACACGUGAAGGCUUGUCCCGGGGGAUACCUCAUCUACAAGUUGCCACCGAUAAAGCUUAAAAGAUGCCGGUCAACAUAUUGCGGUCUAGGAAAUAACGUGACGGUUAAAGACGUUGUCACUAUCAUAUCUAAGAAAGAUGGAGAUGCAUCUGAAGGGUUCUACAAGGAAGGAAAUGUUUCUAACGACACGCCUCUACAAGGAUGCAGCAGUUACGAGGAGUUGAGUGAAGCUUGGAGAAGUGCCCACGUGUGGACAUAUCCCGGCCACGAUCAACACUUUAAAUGCGACGGGAGACAUACAGCGGUAAACGGAAGCUGGUACCGUUUCACCGGAGCAGCUGGCGACAUGAUGGUCACGGAGCGCCCCCUGACGACUAAUCGGUGCGGUACACACGCUCCCGUCUGGAUGAGAGGGACGCACCCGACACUUGAUGAGGGGGUUGUGAGACGGACAGUCUGUGCUUUUUAUUCAGAUAGACGAUGUCUUUGGCGUUGGAAGAUCCACGUCAGGGCGUGUCCGGGGGGAUAUUAUGUCUACAAGUUGCCGCCACCACCGAAAUGCAACACUGCGUACUGCACAAACGGUACUGAAUUACUAGUAUAAAUCAUAUUCGAUUCAUGGGAGAAGGUGGCAGUAAGAUGGCGACGGAAUGCCCCCUAACGACCCGUUGUCGUACUACACAUGUCUAUGUUUGAUGGUGCGCAUGUCCCGUGGGUUACUGGUCUACUAAACACUAAAGUAUUACGAACGAAGAUGUAGUAACCUGUACAACAGACGAUACGAUAUUCAGAUAUGAACAGUUAUAAUUAAUAGGUGGAUGGGGUUUCAAGAUCCAUUAAUACAUAAUGUAUGUCAACUAAAUGUUCACUUAUGACA
Molecule: messenger RNA, 1890 nt
Organism: Branchiostoma belcheri (Belcher's lancelet)
Lineage: Eukaryota; Metazoa; Chordata; Leptocardii; Amphioxiformes; Branchiostomatidae
Exons: 6
Coding region: 154-1617 (487 amino acids)
Source: RefSeq, a predicted model, not a curated record